Molecule: messenger RNA, 14943 nt
Organism: Amoebophrya sp. A25
Lineage: Eukaryota; Dinophyceae; Syndiniales; Amoebophryaceae
Source: the annotation of a GenBank genome assembly
AGCUACAACAGGCGAGUGUUACCAGGUAUCUUUUUUUCUGUUGUACCACGAACCUACGAAAAAAGUGUUUGAGUGUUUCCCUUGUAUUGAACCACUUCUUUGAUAUGGAAAUGCUUCAGAGCGUUUUGUUUUUCGACAUCAUAGACAUUCAUCGAUAGUAUGUAAACUCAUUCGAAUGGUAUGGUAAUCGAUAUCGAAUGAAGGACAAUGUGCGUUUAACAAAAUGUUGUCGCCUUAUCUGAAGACGUUUAUCUUAAGGCUACCGUUGGAGCAUCCUCAGCUUCGUCCCUGGAUCUUUUUCUACUUUAAAAUGACGCCAAGGAUGCUCUCAGGGAUGCGACCGCGGUAGCUCUAAUUAUCUUUUUCAUGAGCUGCAGUAGAAGGGGCCUCAACGUGAUGGAUUCGGAUUCUGGCUCAAACUUCGCCACGAUGGCAUCCGCUACGAAAGUUGUGGUGUAUACCAUAACCGGUGAACAUGCGGCAGAGUUUGACGUGGUGAAGAUCUUAUGACUCCGAAACAAGCAAGUGAAAGAAUAAUUCUUUUUCUUGAGUUCUGUAUCUGGUUAUGUGCAUUAAUUUGUAGGGGCACUACAUUUCUCCCGAGUUGUAGACAUCACAUUACAACCUACUACAGCGGUGCGAGCUCGGGCUACAGGAGAUAGCUCGAGCUCGAGCCUUAAUAUCCUUCAUCUCUCAUACAGAUACAAGUGAGUGCUUCACUCGCGUCAGCUUUUUUACUUUAGUACCACAUGAUCUGUGAGAUUUGAAGGUGGGCACGCCGAAUCUUAUUUCCUCUAAGAUUAGACGACGACGGCGAAGUGGAACAGCUCCGAGUGGAUCAGGUCUCGUCGGUAUCGGAUGGUGGCUUCCUUGCAGCAAAAUCAGGCAGCCAGGAGGAACUUCGGGAGUUAUGCUCUGGAAUAGGUUGAUGCUUAGUCAACAUUCAUGGUUUUAGCGAUCGUGGUAAUGGAGAUGAAGAAAGAAAGUACUAACCCAAGCCCAACAUUUAUCAAACAUUUCUAAUUUGACUAAGGGGUAACAAAGAUGAAAAUUGAUACAUUAGUCAGACUCUGAGUCACUUAAGUAAAAAGUCAGACUUAGUAACUAAAUGAAGAUGAAUUAUGCCAAAGAUACACAAACUAGACUAGUACUCAGUCAGAGUACUAGUUUAGCUUCUGUAGUUCUAGUUUUUCUCUGUAGAUCUAAGGAUUACGAAGGCCUGCCGCAUCGAGCCGGUGUGCGUGCGAACUGUGCGAAAAGAUUAAGGCAACACCUAUCACUCGAAACCUUGAAGAACUAGUCCGGUUUAUUUUCGAAUAUUUUUAUAUAUUCCCAUCGACCUGACGGGAGAUUGUUAAGUAUGAUCGAUCACGAUGCUUGUUGUAGACAGGAUCAUAUUGUUUUAAGUAUCUAUCUUCGCGAUGUUUGUCUUUGUAGUUCAACGAAGGAAACGCAUCAUCCCGCCGAUGGCGUAGCAUGGUCGUUUGGGAUCGUGCAGUAUGCUGAUGAAGUUCAACGACUACAACGGCCACGAACUUCUACCACAAAAUGAGGAAUUAUAACACACCUCAACUAUUUUCCUCUAAGGAUGUGCAGCAAAACUUUUCGGAGUUCCUUGGCAGCACACCCGCUUGAUCGUGGAUGAGGAAGACGUUACCUCGCUUUCGGCUUUGAACGUGAUCUCUCCAGAUCCACACGUAGUAGCGGUUGUGGAUGUUGAAAAGCAAAUGUGGUUGCAAGUGCUUUUGAGUCUCGAAUAUUUUUUCUAUCAGCGGACUAAAGACGCCAAUCAAAAACGGAAUAAAGACGCACAAGCACGCUGCCAUAAUAAACAUGACGAGGUGCUGGUGGAGAACACGCAGCAUGCAAAAGAAGAUGAGGAUUCACCAUCUGCUGCUACCGCAGGAGCCGUUGAGGCAUCCAUCAGCAACCUGAGUAUUUACAUUUAACAAAUAGAUGUAGCGCAUGAUGAGGAAGUACUCCCAGAUGAACAUGGCAUGAACAAUUAUACAAGUACCUUUUCCACCCAUUGUGGAAGACGACGAUAACGACAACAUGACUUAUCUACUAUGUUGGACUCUUCAUCUUUAUUUUCUUCUUGUUGUACUUGUAGAUGUCGCAACAUUGCUUCUAGUACACGCACAAAAAAAAUUAAGAUCAUAUCUACUUACGUCUACAGAGAGAUAUAGUGUUCAUCUUCUUCACCACUACAGAAAUUUCCACUGGAGGAGAGGCGUCAACGACUUCCAGACAAGGUCGCCCAGGACAUCUGGUUGACGUGAAGGACCAGAUGAAAAAUUAAGGCAGCUCAUCGCUCAUUGUCGAACAACAAGCGUUUUUACACUAAAUUCAGUCGCAUUUUUUGAACGCCAUUCAUUUUAAUGUGGUUCAUGUUCCUCGAUCUUGAAAAAACUAACCCACGCCAAGCAAUAGCUAAAGCAAGUUGUUGAAAAUGAUGACAAAGUGUGAGUGAUACUCAUGAUAAUGCAAACUAUCUAUGCCGAUGCUGACUUAGGUGGUAGUUCGAAGUUCUAUAUGCGUUACAGACGCGAUCGCGAUGCUGAUCCACAAGAACUCCUCUAAGAGAAAGCGACUCCUUACAUGAGUGAAAUUGCACGAGAGGCUGUUGUGAAUCACGACGAGUGCCUGACUUUUGAGUUCUGGCUUAGGCAUCUCCUGCUUGACGAGCAGCGCACACCUAAAUGCAUAUGGGAAGAUUAAGGCUUCCCCUAAUCCAUCCCUAUACCUAUAGUAUGUAAUCCCUCAAGCUGCAUGCUAUGCCUUCGAAUGCAUGUUGCUGAGGGAUUUCCACAGGGAUGCACGGGGGAGAGGUCUAAGAGCCCGAAAGUAUUAUGCACGUAGCAACGCGCAUAAAUCCAGACAUAAUUUACGAUAUAGAGGACCGCUUCUUAUGGGAGGAUCGGGAUCCAGGCGAGUUUUAAGAGCAUUGUCUUUGCUACUCAAUUAUAAUUAAUACACAUAUACAUAGAUAUACAUAUAUUAGAUAGAGAUAUAUGACUCAGGGCCGCACGCCCCCCCCCUCCCCCGGCGCGGGCGCGGGUCGUGACCCGCGAGCGAAGCGAGCCGCGAGCCCUUAACCGCGAGCCGCGAGCCCCGGCCCCUCUUUUCGAGAGGCUGCCGGGCGGGAAGGCCUCGAAGCGCCCACUUCUGACCCCUUCCCGCUUCUUGCAUGUACCCGACAGACCUGGCAAAGGUGGCAAAGGCUGGGCCCUCUUGUCGUGUUGCGUGUACCCCUACCCGAAAGAGCUGGCAGAGGAGGCAAGGCGCGGCCCGCCCCCUUCCUUGGCGUGCUGCAUCUCCCCGACAGACCUGGCAAAGGUGGUAGGACCCCUCGGGCGUGUUGCAUGUGCCCAACCCUACGCCAAGGGGGUGGGUUCCCGCCUUGCCUCGUCUGCCAGGUCUGCAGGGUACAUGCAAGAAGCGGGAAGGGGUCAGAAGUGGGCGCUUUGAGGCCUUCCCGCCUGGCAGCCCCUCGACAGACCUGGCAAAGGUGGCAAGCAUCCCUUUGGGUGGAUCUGUGGCGGACCACGCCAGAGGGGUCCAGCUUUGCAACAUUUGCCUGGUCGGUAGGGUUGGGCACAUGCAACACGCUAGAGGGGUCCAGCCUUGCCACCUUUGCCCGGUCUGUAGGGUUGGGCACAUGCAACAUGCCAGAGGGGUCCAGCUUUGCCACCUUUGCCAGGUCUGUCGGGUACAUGCAACACGCCAGAGGGGUCCAGCUUUGCCACCUUUGCCAGGUCUUUCGGCUUCGGGUAGAUGCAGCACGCCAAGGGGGUGGGUCCUGCCUUGAAUCCUCUGCCAGCUCUGUCGGGUACCUGCAACACGACAAGAGGGGCCCGCCUUUGCCACCUUUGCGCUUGCCAAGUCUGUAGGGUACAUGCAACGAGCCAGCGGGGUCCUGCCUUGCCUCCUUUGCCAGCUUCAGCGCCCCCCGGUUUGGUGGCGCUCUAGGGUACAGGCAAGAUGCGGGAAGGGGUCAGAGCAGCGUUGGGCGCUUUGAGGCCUUCUCGCCCGGCAGCAUCUCGAAGAGAGGGCCUGGCUGGGGCUGGGAGGCCCCCCCUCAACAAGUUUUUUAGAUCGGGGGGGGCCUUCACCCCUGAGCCUUGGCGCAUGCGUAUGGAUAUCAAAGACUAUCUUGACGCUAUACAUGAUCCAGGACUUAGGGCAGGGGCUGCCGGUCCCCCCCUAGCAAAGGGGGGGCGCGGUAAGGCUAAACCAACGCUCCAGGGCUCUUAACCCACUAGACGCAAAAGAGUCCCCUUCUUUAGUAGUGCUCUCCUCUUGUGGUGCUCCUUUUGUGUCUGUCAUGCUCCAGGCUCAAAUCUUAGGGCAAAACGUGGAAAAACACGCGUGACGCGCGUCACGCUCCGAGCCCGAAUCCUGAGGCAAAAUGUGAAAAAAAUACGCGUGACGCGUGUCACGCUCCGGGGGGGCCUGAAACUGCAGGCAGAACGUGAAAAAGAUACGCGUGACGCGCGUCACGCUCCAAGCCCAAACCUUAGGGAAGAAGGCGGAAACAGCACGCGUGACGUGCGUCGCGCUCCAAGCCCGAACCCUAGGGAAGAACGUGCAAAGACUACGCGUGACGCCCGUCACGCUCCAAAGCAGAACAAUACCGAGGAAGCCGCGGGCGCUCUUGUCUGGAUGUUCUUGGCCGGAUGUUCUUGCUUGGGUGUUCUUGUCUGGGUAUCCUUGUGCGUGUCUUCUUGUCUGGGUGUCUGUGGCUGGGUGGUUCUUGUCUGGGUGUUCUUCCCCGGGUGUCCUUGCCUGGGUGUCCUUUCUUGGGUGUUCUUGUCAGUCUGGGCGUUCAUUCUUGCUUUCGCGUUCUUGUCUGGGUGUCACUGUCUGGAUGUCUUUGUAGUCUGGAUGCCCUUGCUUGGGUGUCCUUGUCUGGAUGCCCUUUUCUGGGUGUUCUUGUCUGGGUGUCUUUGUCUGGGUGUUCUUGUCUGGGUGUUCUUGCCUGGGUUUUCUUGCCUUUGUGUGCUUGUCUGGAUGUUCUUGCCUGGGGGUUGGUUCUUGUUUGGGUGUUCUUGCUUGGGUGUCUUUGUCUGGACCUUGUGGCCCACAGACGCCGCCGGCUUUGAGGCCUCAAAGUGAAGAACAACACGCACAACACAAAAACCCCCGCAAAGGCUGGCAGGGCGGCCCCACCCAUUUCACGCCUGUGCUUUUUCUUGCCGCCUCCUUUGUUCCUUGGUGCCUUUUCGUUGGGUCUGCUGGUGGAUUGUCCGGGCCAUGGCAGCCAUACAGCCUUGGCGCUACUGAUUCGCUACACCUUGAUAACGACAAAAAAGGCGCACCAAGUUAGCCACCACGAAGGCGCUGGGCCCCGCGUCUCUUCGGGCGGUCGCUCAGGCUUGUACGUAAGGAACACACGACACGAAGAGAGCCAGGCACAUGCCAGGACCUACCCUCGCCGGCCCGCGGGGGUCAUGCAAUUUUUGCCCAGCUGAAGAAUGAACGCGCAAAGCCUCCGCUGAGUUUUUCUCUUUUCGUUUCUUCCUCAGCGCUACGCCCAGCUACAUGCUUGGAGAGAGUAAGAAGGGAAGAAAGGCAACAACUAAAAACCAAGAGCCAUCGGCCCGCUUAGUUCCCACCUGAAAGCCGCCGGCUUCCUUGCUGUUUCACUCUACGCGGUCAAGCCUAUCGAACUACAGAACUUUUGCCCGCGCGUUUCCUUUAUCGCUGUCUGCUUUCUAUCUUGCCCCCGUAGCUGCUUUGUGGUGUUUUUCUAUCGUGUCAUCCUGUGCGCGUCGCUGUCAUCCCUCUCGCCCUCUCUCUCUCUCUCUCUCUUCUCUCUCCCUUCUCUCUCUCUCCUCUCUCUCUUCCCUCUCUCUCCUCUCUCUCUUCUCUCUCUCUUCCCUCUCUCUCCUCUCUCUCUUCUCUCUCUCUCCUCUCUCUCUUCUCCCUCUCUUCUCUCUCCCUUCUCUCUCUCUUCUCUCUCUCUUCUCUCUCUCUUCUCUCUCUCUUCUCUCUCUCUUCUCUCUCUCUUCCCUCUCUCUCCUCUCUCUCUUCUCUCUCUCUUCUCUCUCUCUUCUCUCUCUCUUCUCUCUCUCUUCUCUCUCUCUUCUCUCUCUCUUCUCUCUCUCUUCUCUCUCUCUUCUCUCUCUCUUCUCUCUCUCUUCUCUCUCUCUUCUCUCUCUCUUCUCUCUCUCUUCUCUCUCUCUUCUCUCUCUCUUCUCUCUCUCUUCUCUCUCUCUUCUCUCUCUCUUCUCUCUCUCUUCUCUCUCUCUUCUCUCUCUCUUCUCUCUCUCUUCUCUCUCUCUUCUCUCUCUCUUCUCUCUCUCUUCUCUCUCUCUUCUCUCUCUCUUCUCUCUCUCUUCUCUCUCUCUUCUCUCUCUCUUCUCUCUCUCUUCUCUCUCUCUUCUCUCUCUCUUCUCUCUCUCUUCUCUCUCUCUUCUCUCUCUCUUCUCUCUCUCUUCUCUCUCUCUUCUCUCUCUCUUCUCUCUCUCUUCUCUCUCUCUUCUCUCUCUCUUCUCUCUCUCUUCUCUCUCUCUUCUCUCUCUCUUCUCUCUCUCUUCUCUCUCUCUUCUCUCUCUCUUCUCUCUCUCUUCUCUCUCUCUUCUCUCUCUCUUCUCUCUCUCUUCUCUCUCUCUUCUCUCUCUCUUCUCUCUCUCUUCUCUCUCUCUUCUCUCUCUCUUCUCUCUCUCUUCUCUCUCUCUUCUCUCUCUCUUCUCUCUCUCUUCUCUCUCUCUUCUCUCUCUCUUCUCUCUCUCUUCUCUCUCUCUUCUCUCUCUCUUCUCUCUCUCUUCUCUCUCUCUUCUCUCUCUCUUCUCUCUCUCUUCUCUCUCUCUUCUCUCUCUCUUCUCUCUCUCUUCUCUCUCUCUUCUCUCUCUCUUCUCUCUCUCUUCUCUCUCUCUUCUCUCUCUCUUCUCUCUCUCUUCUCUCUCUCUUCUCUCUCUCUUCUCUCUCUCUUCUCUCUCUCUUCUCUCUCUCUUCUCUCUCUCUUCUCUCUCUCUUCUCUCUCUCUUCUCUCUCUCUUCUCUCUCUCUUCUCUCUCUCUUCUCUCUCUCUUCUCUCUCUCUUCUCUCUCUCUUCUCUCUCUCUUCUCUCUCUCUUCUCUCUCUCUUCUCUCUCUCUUCUCUCUCUCUUCUCUCUCUCUUCUCUCUCUCUUCUCUCUCUCUUCUCUCUCUCUUCUCUCUCUCUUCUCUCUCUCUUCUCUCUCUCUUCUCUCUCUCUUCUCUCUCUCUUCUCUCUCUCUUCUCUCUCUCUUCUCUCUCUCUUCUCUCUCUCUUCUCUCUCUCUUCUCUCUCUCUUCUCUCUCUCUUCUCUCUCUCUUCUCUCUCUCUUCUCUCUCUCUUCUCUCUCUCUUCUCUCUCUCUUCUCUCUCUCUUCUCUCUCUCUUCUCUCUCUCUUCUCUCUCUCUUCUCUCUCUCUUCUCUCUCUCUUCUCUCUCUCUUCUCUCUCUCUUCUCUCUCUCUUCUCUCUCUCUUCUCUCUCUCUUCUCUCUCUCUUCUCUCUCUCUUCUCUCUCUCUUCUCUCUCUCUUCUCUCUCUCUUCUCUCUCUCUUCUCUCUCUCUUCUCUCUCUCUUCUCUCUCUCUUCUCUCUCUCUUCUCUCUCUCUUCUCUCUCUCUUCUCUCUCUCUUCUCUCUCUCUUCUCUCUCUCUUCUCUCUCUCUUCUCUCUCUCUUCUCUCUCUCUUCUCUCUCUCUUCUCUCUCUCUUCUCUCUCUCUUCUCUCUCUCUUCUCUCUCUCUUCUCUCUCUCUUCUCUCUCUCUUCUCUCUCUCUUCUCUCUCUCUUCUCUCUCUCUUCUCUCUCUCUUCUCUCUCUCUUCUCUCUCUCUUCUCUCUCUCUUCUCUCUCUCUUCUCUCUCUCUUCUCUCUCUCUUCUCUCUCUCUUCUCUCUCUCUUCUCUCUCUCUUCUCUCUCUCUUCUCUCUCUCUUCUCUCUCUCUUCUCUCUCUCUUCUCUCUCUCUUCUCUCUCUCUUCUCUCUCUCUUCUCUCUCUCUUCUCUCUCUCUUCUCUCUCUCUUCUCUCUCUCUUCUCUCUCUCUUCUCUCUCUCUUCUCUCUCUCUUCUCUCUCUCUUCUCUCUCUCUUCUCUCUCUCUUCUCUCUCUCUUCUCUCUCUCUUCUCUCUCUCUUCUCUCUCUCUUCUCUCUCUCUUCUCUCUCUCUUCUCUCUCUCUUCUCUCUCUCUUCUCUCUCUCUUCUCUCUCUCUUCUCUCUCUCUUCUCUCUCUCUUCUCUCUCUCUUCUCUCUCUCUUCUCUCUCUCUUCUCUCUCUCUUCUCUCUCUCUUCUCUCUCUCUUCUCUCUCUCUUCUCUCUCUCUUCUCUCUCUCUUCUCUCUCUCUUCUCUCUCUCUUCUCUCUCUCUUCUCUCUCUCUUCUCUCUCUCUUCUCUCUCUCUUCUCUCUCUCUUCUCUCUCUCUUCUCUCUCUCUUCUCUCUCUCUUCUCUCUCUCUCUCUCUCUCUCUCGGUUUUUCCCUUGUCUGUGUCAGUGCUGAGCCCGGGCGCGGCGGGUUUAAUUGUGCGCAGAACCAUACGGCUGGGGGUGCUUUCUCAGUCUUCCGGCAGCUUCCAGCUUGCUUCGCUAGUACCGCGCACCGCAUUAUCCGAAGCCUGUAGCCCCAUACAGAGGGACGCCCGUGGAGUCUCACUGACACACAGGCCGCCGCGGGGCUCUUGCCGCGUCAGUCUCAUGCGCACACAAACCGCCCCAAGGCUCUAGCUCCGUGCGUCGCGCUCCUCCAGACACAGGCACCCGCCCGAAGUUCUAGCCGCGUCACGCUCUCCCAGGCGCUCCCUUUGACUUUGUUUCGCGCGCCGAAGCUCUGGACGUCGCCUGAGGCGUCACGCGUGACGCGGGGGCCCUGGGGUGUUCGUUUUGUCUUACGGGGGGACACCGACAGCCCCGGGUCCCUUUGGAAGGCGUCUGCCAGGGGUGGAAGGCCUCAAAAGGGGGCCAAGUGGCCUCCUUCGCUCCCUUCCAGGUGCUUGGCUUUCUCUUAGAGGCCUCCGACGUACCUAGGUUCAAGGGCUCUGAAGGCGGCAAAGAAAAGCCGGGGGGCUGGGCCUCCUGCGCUGUGCAGCUUGUUCCCUCCGGGCCCUUGGUCUUUGGCUUGCUGGCUCUUGCGACUGUGGCUGCCCUCGGCGGCCUUUUACCCCGGCGACCAACCUCCCGCCUGUGAGGGUCAGCACGCUGAGCAGGCCAGGAGGUCCCGGAGGAACCCGCUGAGAGGCCCAGGGGGAGGCCCUCGCCAAUUUUGGACGCCUUCCCCCACUCGAUUCCGCGCGGAAAAGCGCGCGCGCACGCCACCACAGACCAGACCACACGGGGGGGGGGUGCCGUCCAGCCCUAAACCCUAAAUACUGCUUCUACUAUCUUUCUUUCUAAGUCUUGAGCUCUAGGUAGGUUUGCUCCACCACAAAUAUACAUAUAAAUAUAGAUGUAUUGCCAGGAGCAGAACAUCAACAACAUUCUGGUGUAGUAGUCCCUCUUUUUUUGAGCACGUCCCUCUGCUGCGUAUACAAGAAGACGUUGUAGAUGGGGGAGAGGGAUGAUCUUCCCUAGUGAAGAGUCACAAAUUGAAAUUGAAGCGGGGUUUGAAUAAGCCAUAGUCAACUGAAAAACUCAAGUCAACAAACUAGAAGUAUGUAUAUUAGCAACAGGAGCUACGCGUCUAGAUAUGGCUAUCGCUUGUUAUGCUUAUUUCUCUCUCACUCUUGCCCCUCUAGCCUAUAAUUAUAGCAGUUCUGAAAGAACCUAUCUCAUUUCUCUUAAUUCGUACUUAACCUUAAUAUUAACCGUAACCGAUCUAUGUCUAAUGACUAUUGUGGAGUCGUGGGUUUUUCGAGUCGCAGACAGCCUUUUUUCAGGGCCACGCAGCGGAUACGCUCGUACGGCUGGCGACUGUAUUGUGCCAGAAUGAUCCGCGACGGUUUUACCGGGAAUUUGUAGUCGGCGAAGCGCCUGGCUAUGAGAACAUGACACGUGCAUUGGCACUGGCAUGCGACAAAGAUUAGACCAGGACUUUUCUCGUUGCACGACCUUACUUUUUUUUCGUUUUUGGCUAGCCUAAGGAGGCGCGCUUCUCUAUGGACCGACGUCGUCACUCCGCUAGACCCCAGGCCCCAGGUCCCCCGGCCCCACGAAAGGGGGCCGUUUUAAUGCCGAAAAAAGUGUCGACGUUAUAUUUUCAAAAAUGGGGUGCAAAAUGACCCCCAUUUUUGUCGCCUCUUUUUUUUCAAAAUGGGCCCGUCUUGCGUACCCCUUGGCUCGCUCCGCCGUUUGGUCGGGGUUUGCCAUCAUUCAUGGUAGGCCGGAUCGCCUUGGGGGGUGCUCCGCUGUCGAUAUCGACGGCGCCGAAGGCCCACGGUCGCGCAGCGUCCAAGGCGUAGGGGAGUUCUUCGCCAGGCCUUGCCACUGGCGGCAUGGGCAUUUUUGAAAAAAUUAAUACGGUUGUGCAACGAGAAAAAUCCUGGUCUAAAAAGAAGUAGACUGUGUAGCGGAAGAUGCCACGAUGGAUGGCGCCAGAAGUGAACAUGACCCUCAAGAAGGUCCUGAUGAGCAUCAGAGAGAACAAGCCUCUGAUGUCGAGUCAACUAGUUCAUCUGAGGAGGAGGAAGAGGAUGAGGAACAAGAAGGGGGCGAAGGCGAUGCUUCUGUACUAAAUGACGAGGAACAUCAGGAACAAGAGGUGGUAGUGGACGAUUUUGAGGACACUCAUACUAGUGAGCAGUACGAUUAUGAUCCUUUUUUUGGCACGCAACGAGUUUUUCGAUCUCUCCUGAAAAAAGCACGACCUCUUCCCGCAGAAAGUUCUACUCAUCCUCAAGGAGAAGAGAAGAGGAUCCGCGACCAAGUUGACGCCAGAAAGAAGGCACGUGCAGCGAUUUUCCGGAUGCUAUCGACGAAUGGAGGCACCCUACAGUUGUUUCUCAAGUGUUGCAAAUCUACUUCUGGCACAGCUCGUUCUUGUUGGAGCCUGCGUGACGACAAAGAGCUAAUCCUUGCAGCAGUGGAAAACUCAGGAAUGUGCCUUAGGCAUGCUUCCGAGAAGCUGAGAGCGGAUCCCGACAUUGUUCUUGCAGCAUGUCGUCAAAACGAAAAUGCGAUUAAGUUCUCUCUGCUCAAAUUUGACAGCGCUCGAGGCGCAAAACAUCAACAGGGACAGAUGGAGGCGGAACAACAAGCAGACUCUUCUGGUUCUGAUGUUCGAAGGAAAGAACACAAGGAUACCAUUACCAACUACCAGCACCAGGACAUCAAGGAUUUUGGUGUUGGAGGAAGGCAUGAGCAAAAUCGACAGAAGAUUGCGUCCUUGAAUUUGGAUGUUGGAGGAAGGCAACAAGAGCAGAGUCAACAAGAAAUUGCUUCGGAUUUGUUGCAGCACUGCGGAGAAGAUUUACUGAAGAAGCGGUAUCCAGCGAUCGGAAUGAUGUGGGAUCGCGUUGAUCGUGAUACAGCACUCAAGGCAGUGGAACGAAAUUGGAGGGUUUUUUCCAUGCUUUCCGCCGACUUGAAGCUCAAUGAGGAACUCGCAGCAGCCGCUGUCUCCUCUGCGAUGGGCGAAGAGGGGCAGCGCCUCUACGAUACGCAAAUCAAGAACUGCCUCCCUCACUGUGAGAGCUUCAAGGUUAUGUUUGCUUCCGCGGGGAACCUCAACAUCAGGCAAGAUCUUGACGACGGCAUUCUGAAACUGUUGCGGUUGGGGUUAAAGGAGUCGAAGGACCUUGCCUGCAAGCUGGUGCGAAAGGUUAAGCGUGAAGCUGAAGGCAGGGUCACUUGCUUCAACCUUGCGGCAGACGAGAAGCAUUACGAGAAAAUUCGUGAUAGCGUUCUGCUCAAAACGCAUGGUGCUCAAAAGGUGGAUGCCAGUUGUGAACAAGAGGUGACGGACUUUCUUUCGCGUGCCUUGGAGGAGGUGGGCAGCGAUGUUGUGCUGUGCGUGCCAGCAACUGAUCUUUACCUGCUCGCCACGCAUAAGCCUGAGGAAUUCUGCAAAGCGAUUCGCGAGUCCAAACAUGCAAGGUCUGUUUUUCACAAAUUCUCCAAACAAGCAUCUACAAGGCAGUGGCUUUGUUCCGUCGACAACAAGACCAACGACAAGAACACCUCCCAUUCAUCUGAUCGUGCUUUUACUGGUGCCCGAAGAGCACUCGUUUUUGCGGCUGCUGGCCAAUCGCCUCAAAUCGUACUCAAGUUUGGUGCAGAAGAUGAAAGUCUUGACUUCAGUGACAAUGAUGAAGUCGUUGACGCCGCGGUGGAGCAGUAUGGUUACGGCUUUCAGUAAUACUAAUUCACUUACACUUGUUGAAGUAGAAGUACUUAGUUCUGCUUCUGGAACCUUAGAUAGAACAUGGAGAAAAUGAAUGCCCGCCAAAGAUAAAAGUACAAUGAUCGAGCACGAGCAGUAAGUAAUAGCAAGAGUAAAAAGUAGAGCAGUAAAUCGUUGUACUUCAAGUAGGCGCACGUGCAGGUUGUACGACGUCUUGAUCACUUCUCAAAGGCAGGAGGAGAGUAUCGCAAAUUCGUCAUUUUUGCGUGUAGGUAGGAGUAGCAUCACUCUUGUUUACUCGCCGAAGCUUCAAGAUUUGCCUCGGCAUAUGUAAGGGAGGAGUAUCGCAAAUCUGUCUUUUUUCUGUGUAUUAAGUCGGGGUUGUAGUAUCGCUCUUGUUGACUCGCUUAGGCACCAGUAAGAAUAUCGCUUCCCUCACGCGCUAGCACACCAACGUUCGCGAGAGGUGGAAGGUUUGGAUUUUCAUUUUCGCGACACGUCGUGGCUCCGCUGUAUCCACCUCCUUCUUGGCAAUCGCUGCUGCGCGCGCUUUCACUCCCGCCCCCCUAAUAAAGGAAUGAUCCACCUCCUGCGCCCGCAGUGGCAGCUAAAGCCUCAUACUCGGUGUCGGCAUAAUCCAUGGGACACUCACCAUACUGUUCCAUCCUCCUAGAGCCCUGCUUUGCUCUUGCUCCCAACGCAGCUUUUGCGAGGGUCGUAGGCAUAGAUUUAGUCCGCUCUAUUGUCUCUAAUGUAGCGGGAAAGCCUUGUACUAUGCUUCCGAACGGCUCAGAAGGGACCCUCGCUUCGUGUAUCGCCUUUUUCGCGAGGGCAACCGCACUGGCUACUCCUUGUUCUUGGACGAUUUUCUUGGAUGGCAAUCGAUGGCCCCAAGAGAAACUCAGACGCUGGCGCACAUCGCUUUGGAGCGUGGUUAUUUGGAGGGUGGUCGUCGCCUUCACAUGCUACCGGCAUUGGGAGAUUAAGGCUACCGCUUCAGCAUCCUCCAUAGGUUCUCCUUCCUUUUCAAUGGGAAAAAGGGCACGGGGACGGCCUCAGGGAUGCGACGCGGUAGCUCUAAGAAGAAUUGCAAGAGUCUCCUGUAUUGAAGGAGCUAGAGCGGCUCUACAUCCAUCACAUGAUCGAACCUGUGAUGGAGCUCGAUAAUCAGACGACAAUAUUAAGAGAUGAACGACCUAUAAAUAAAAUAAUUUAUGUAUAUUUAUUAGGUAGCGUCUCCUUCGACCAAGACGUAUAUUAUCUGCUAGAGCAGAAAGAAGAGGUAGUGACAUACCUAGACUUCUGCCCAGACCUAGAGAUAGAGGUAGUGACAUAUGAUACAUAGGCUUGAUGUCUAUUCAUGAUAGGAAUUUGUCAAGUAUCUGCAAGACCAAAAUCUUAGAUUCUACGUCAGCUACGGAGUUUCUUUUUCGAUACCAUCUAAUGCUAAAAGACAUUUUUGCGAAACUCGAUCCCCAGGAGAAACGUGUUGGAAGCUACGAAGAAUUCUUGAAGCUACUGGACGAGAAAGUAUUUGUAUUACUAGGUGUUGUAGCUGUAGGUGAUAGUGAAAAAUCGAAGACGAAGUUGUUGUGGUACAUAAAAGUAGUUACAAGAAGUAAACAGUGAAGAUGAACAAAGAUGAAAGUAGUCCUCUGACUACUAGUUUUAGUAAAAAAAUUUUUGCACAGUUUCUCGUUUGAAUGGUUCUGGUAUUUGGUAACCUGAAUUUGAUCCUAAGGGAAAACAAGAAGAGAACCCUUAGGAUCAAAUUCAGGUUACCAAAUACCAGAACCAUACGUCGUCUUUUCCAUCAGCAUCAUACCUUUACGACCUUCCACGACUUAUUUUGUCCAACAUUUAAAUCCAGAAACUUCGUGCUCCACCGCUUCCCGACGAUGACGAAGAGAUGCAGAGUCCUGUGACGGAAACUACUGACAUGCAGACAUGACUGAGACGAGUAGAAGCAACGUGUGUAAGCUGAAGAGAUUCAGCAUGAAAAAGAACGGAAGGUUAAGUUGUGUAAUUCUUGGCUCUCUUGCUUGUUGGGGACGAAGGCGAAGCAAAUGAAUAUCCAUGACCAACAAGAAGAACCGCUGAAGAUAAGGACGACGGAACAAGUGGCAGUCGUGACAACUUAUAUCUACUCAGUUGUACUUGUAAUCAAGAUCAUUGAGGAGAACAAAAUUUAUUUGAGUAGCUUCAGCACUGUAAAAUUCCCAUACAAGAACGAAGAGGGAGCGAAGAAAGCCCGCGAGCCAUUCACGUAGGAUGAAGCCAUGGCGAGUUGCUUUUUUGUGGAGUAUGAUUUUUACGAGAGACGUGAUAGUGAUGGUAAUGAGAUUAUCGGCGAGGGUGGCAUAAUGACAUUACUUUCUUCAUCAUUUGAUAUUGACACCAUGAUAGAAGAAUUAGUACCGAGUAGCAAGCACCAGAUUUAUUUCGAUUUUACAUAGCUCGGCCGCAAGCGUGAGGAGCCUGCUUCUCAGAACAAGCGGUGGUCGUGUCGACUAUGUGCUUUUUUUAUGCGCAAUGAUAUCUAUGUCUAUGAUAGGAUGCGCGACGAAACUCUAACUUCUAGCUUCGGCGACCAAGCAAUCUAACCUUCGUUUUCUUGAGCCAUGCAUAUGCUGCUUCAUCAAGCCAUGCAGAAAAAUAUUAGCUGCGCCACUUCUUGUAAAUGUAAUAUCCGCACCAGCUGAACAU